CAUUGUACGCGCAUGUGUGUUUGUGUGUGUUUGCAAGAAAAUAGCGUUGGAGUAGAUUGAAAUGAAAUAAUUAACCUGGCUUACUUAGCUGAAAGAUCGUAAUUUAUUAUUUUAUAGAGUGACAUAAAACUUACGUGCACAAUUUAAUAUUAAACUAUGGCCUUUGUUUUCAAUAGCACAGCCCAGGCGAGCGGUUUUGAUACAAUUUUUUCUUGGAAUAUUAACAGCGUUUAUGACUGAAAACAGUCAUAUAAAUAGAUGUCAUACAACGUGUUUAACAAAGCACAAUGUGCAUCAUCUGUUUAGUUGCAUUUCUGUUUUGCAUAACAGCCGUACAAUGUUCCUCCUCCAACACCUCCAAGCUGAUAGAAGAUUCCGGCCAGAGCUUCAUGGAGAGGAUGAACAAGGGAAAAACAUCCUUCAUUUACUUUGGAAAUGAUGUCAAUCCAACCAUCAAACAGUUCCUGGAUCAGCUGGAGAUGUCUGCAGAUGCCCUGGAGGACUAUGGGAUAUCUGUUGCAAAGGUGAACUGUUCAAAGGAAGCUAUAGCCUCUUACUGCACAGGUGAAAAGCUGAUGACAAAGGCAUAUUUAUUCAGAGCUUCUGAGGUUCUAAGGAGCUUUGACAUUGAUACGGUGUUUGACGUCAAUGCAAUCGUUUCUCACGUUCUGUUCACUGUUCUGUUCAAUGAGGUGCAGUAUGUCCACACACCACCUGAGCUUCUGGUGGUGGAGAACACAGCCAAACAAAUGAGAGAUGUUGUGGUUGGUCACAUACCAGUACUUGGGCUUCCAGAGCACCGGGCUUUAAUGGAGGCAGCGUUUGUGUAUGGAAGCAAGUAUCAGUUUGUUCAGACGACUGGAGCUCCGAUCUUGAAACACAUGGGGGUUGAUGAUCUCUCCUCUUCCCAUACACGUCUUUGGUUUCUGCACUGUAAAGAUGUGUCCAACCAGAUAGAUCGGUGCCCGUGCACUCCCAUGAGGAAACCACUCGACACCAUCAACAUACACGCAUUCCUCCAGCUGAUGGAGGCACCACUCAUAACAGAGACAACUGCUGACCCUUCUGAGGUAGACGUGAUUCAUAACCAUCUCAGUGUUCCCGUGCUCUAUUUGUUCUCUCAGCCCCAAACUAAGCACCUGGACAGGGUCACCGCUCAAACUGUGGCCCUGCAGCUUCGCGGAGAGGUCGGCGUUGUGCUCGUUCAUCGGGACAGUGCUAAUGUUAAAACUCCAUUGCAAUACAAUGCUGCCUACCAGCUUCCACAGGAGGAUGUGAAAUACAUUACUGUGAAUAGUGCCGAAGAGAUUGUGAAACAUUUUAAAGAAGAACUGGUACAAGAAAACAAGAUGAUAGAAGAUGAAGAAGAAAAUGAGGAACAUUGGUCCGACCUCGAUAUCCUUGAUGAUGAGGUAUCCGAGUCUGUGUACAGAGACCGAGAUCUUAUGUUGGAUCUCGAGUCUGUUACAGAGCUCACAUCAGACUCAUUUCAAUCUGCGGUCACACAAAAUGAAAUCACGGUGGUGCUGUUUUAUUAUAAAUGGGAUGCUGUGUGCAUGGCUUUCAUGCAUACAUACAUUGAAGUGGCUGAUGCACUUGAAGGUGUCAAUGGGUUGGUGUUAGCAGCGGUAGAUUGUGGAGAAUGGACCGAUGUCUGUGGUGAUCAGAAUGUCACGUCCUUCCCCAUUAUUAUGAUCUACCGGCCCAUAGAGGCCCCUCGGGUAUACAGAGGCAUGCUGGGAACCAACAGCCUACAGAAGUUUAUACUGCUGAGUCUAAUCUCAGGUCCUGUCUCUCUCUCCUCCUCGGCUGAGGUGUUGUCCUUUUUCGAGGGAGAUUUAUAUAGAAAACACGCAGAUUUGUCUUCGAUCAGAGUGCUGGGCUUGUUUACUUCUGUACAAGAUGCCGGUGUUGCUGCAUUUGAAGAAGCUGCAAAACUCCUCAGGGGAGAGACAAUUAUUGGCAUUUUUGCACACAAAGAGGCAGAGAAAUGGGUGGAGGGGCUGUCGGUGAACCUGCCUGCUUUACUGGUGUCCCGUGGCCCUCAAGUUUCUCGUGAGGCUUAUUAUCUUCCAUCUUCAUCAGCAAAAGACCUCGUCUCGUUUAUCCAGAGAGCAGUUUUGGAUCCUUUUCCUGAACUGACAGUGGAGAAUCUGCCCUGGCAUUUGCAGCUUGGAAAACCCUUGUUAUUGCUGUUCGUUGGAAAGUACGACAACACAGAGAGUACAACAUCUUUAGCAGAGAUGAAACAUCUGCUAAGCUCAGGACAGCUGCAUUCCUUCCUACCCUGCUGGAUUCAUCUUGGUCGGACACCCAUUGGGAGGUCGGUCUUGGAAAAGUUUUUUGGGUUUGUACCUCCACUUCCAGCUUUGGUGAUAUCACAGUUAGGGGCUGGCGGAGAGGUGUUUCUGUUUCCUACAGGGCGCCCCCUAAAGGCUGAAAACAUUCUGCAGUGGCUGCGCGCUGUGGAGAAGAGAGAUGAACACCCAGCAGGUGUGAUACCUGACAAAGAAUGGGGGCCUUCAGUUUCAUUUUAUGACUUUUUGGCAAUAAUGGACCAAGAAGCACCGGGUUAUGCAUCUCAGAGGGGUCCUAAAAUGAAGACUGGGUCCAAAGAAAGCCACAGAGAGCAGAAGGACAAGAGUUCAAAUCAAAGACAAACAACACAUUCGUCAUCAAGCCCCCAUAAACCUCACGAACACUCAGAACUGUAGAGUCAAAGCAGACUCUGUCGAGAACUUGACUCAUAUUGAAGUGAUGUGUAAGCAUUUCACAUUCAGACUGACUGUUUGAUAUCUGACAUCUGUGUCUUAGGUGCUGCCCAUGUUUCUAAUGACGUUUUCCGAAAUAUGGACACGUGUGUGUGUAUUUGAAUGCCGAUGGUUUGUUGUUUUCAUUUUCCAAUCCAUAUCAUCUUUUUAUUAUUAGUAUUAUUAUUAUUAGUCCAGUUUUCUGUAUUUUUUAUAAUUAAAUUCAAAAUGUUCUUUGUAUACACAAAAGUUUGAUGGAAAUUGACAUGGACUUUGUACAAAUUUAAGGAGUAGUACACCCAAUAAUAAACAUUCUCUUAUAAUUUACUCACCCAUCUCUAUCCCAGAUGACUUUAUUUCUUCAAAGCUGGAUGUAAACUCUACAAAACGUUUUAUGUAUGAAUGAACCCAAAUGUUCUCAUGUUUUAAUAAAUUUUCCAUUAUAUACUUUCAUUAAAAAACAAAA
Molecule: messenger RNA, 3216 nt
Organism: Misgurnus anguillicaudatus (oriental weatherfish)
Lineage: Eukaryota; Metazoa; Chordata; Actinopteri; Cypriniformes; Cobitidae
Source: RefSeq, a predicted model, not a curated record